UUGGGCGCGGAGAAGAUGGCUGGCGGACGUCUGCUGCUGGAGGGCGACUUCCUGUCGCCGCCGCCGCUGCCGCCGCCCCUCCCACCGCCCCUGCCCGAGCCAAUGCUGGAGCAGUGGCGCUGUAGCCACGAAAGUGACCGGCAGUGGGCCCUGCGGCGCAGCUUCAUCUGUCGGCACCUGCACAGCUAUCCCGGGGCUGCCCUAGACCAGCUCCUCGCGCUCUCCGCUGCCUGGACCAACCACGUUUUCCUGGGCUGCAGGUACAGCCCACGCUUGAUGGCAAAAAUUCUCCAAAUGGCUGAAGGUAUUGAUAUUGGGGAGAUGCCUUCAUAUGAUCUGAUGCUGUCCAAACCUUCCAAAGGUCAAAAACGUCACCUCUCAACAUGGGAUGGUCAAAAUCCUCCUAAAAAGCAAGCCGGUUCCAAAUUCCAUGUGAGGCCUCGUUUUGAGCCUGUACAUGUUGUAGCUAGUAGUUCAAAAGAUGAAAGACAGGAAGAUCUUUAUGGCCCUCAAACAAAAGAGGUAAAUGAACAAACACAUUUUGUCAGCAUGCCAAGAGACAUCUACCAAGAUUAUAGUCAAGACUCUUUCAGCAUACAAGAUGAAAAUUCUCAGUAUUGUGAUUCAUCAGUAUUUAUUUUCACAAAAGACCAGCCUGUAACAGCCAACAUGUAUUUUGACGGUGGGAACCCUGCCCCCAGCAGCACAUCACAGCAGGCAAACUGCCAGUCAGCUCCUGAGCCUUCACCAUCACAGGUAUUUCCUGAGUCAGUGGUAGCUGAGAAGCAGUAUUUUAUUGAAAAAUUAACAGCAACUAUCUGGAAGAACCUUUCUAAUCCAGAGAUGACUUCUGGAUCUGAUAAAAUUAAUUACACAUAUAUGUUAACUCAUUGUAUUCAGGCAUGUAAGACAAAUCCUGAAUAUAUAUAUGCUUCUUUAAAAGAAACCCCUCCUGCUGACAUCCCCCAAAAUGAAAAACUUCUAACAGAUGGUUAUGCUUGUGAAGUUAGAUGCCAAAAUAUCUACUUAACUACAGGUUAUGCUGGCAGCAAGAAUGGUUCCAGGGAUCGAGCUACUGAGCUAGCUGUAAAACUCUUGCAGAAACGUAGUGAAGUUAGGGUUGUCUGACGGAAAUUCAAGCACACGAUUGGAGAGGACCUCGUGGUGUGUCAGAUUGGCAUGCCUUCAUAUGAAUUUCCUCCAGCUCUGAAACCACCAGAAGAGCUGGUGGUGCUGGCUAAAGAUGCUUCUGGGCAGCCCCCUGGGCAGCCGAUUUUUAAUGCUUCUGCCAAACACUGGACCAAUGUUAUCCUUACAGAAAAUGCAAAUGAUGCAAUUGGUAUCCUUAACAAUUCUGCCUCAUACAACAAAAUGUCUGUUGAAUACAAAUAUGAGAUUAUGCCAAAUUGUACAUGGUGUUGUCAAGUGUUUUUGCAAGAUCGCUGCUUAGCUGAAGGUUGUGGAACCAAAAAAAAAACAAGUAAACAUGCAGCUGCUGAUGAGGCUUUGAAAAUCCUUCAAAAAACACAACCCACUUACCCAUCUGUCAGAAGUUCACAAUGUCAAACAGGCUCUUCACGGGGAUCUGGGAAGAAGAAAGAUGUAAAGGAUCUCGUAGUUUAUGAGAAUUCUUCAAAUCCUGUGUGCACGCUGAACGACACAGCUCAGUUUAAUCGAAUGACAGUUGAAUAUGUCUAUGAAAGAAUGAUGGGACUCCGAUGGAAAUGCAAGGUGAUUCUAGAGAGUGAAGUAAUUGCAGAAGCAGUUGAAGUGAAGAAAACUGUCAAAUAUGAAGCUGCUGGGGAAGCUGUGAAAACCCUCAAAAAGACCCAGCCGACUGUCAUUAACAACUUGAAGAAAGGAGCUACUGAAGAUGUGAUUUCAAGAAAUGAAAUUCAGGGUCGCUCAGCAGAGGAGGCUUACAAACAACAGAUCAAAGAAGAUAACAUUGGAAAUCAGCUGCUGAGAAAGAUGGGUUGGACGGGUAGUGGUUUAGGUAAAUCUGGUGAGGGCAUUCGGGAGCCAGUCUCUGUCAAAGAGCAGCAUAAGCGGGCAGGGCUUGGUCUUGAUGUAGAGAGGGUAAAUAAAAUUGCCAAGAGAGAUACUGAACAGAUCAUCAGAAACUACGCCCUCUCGGAGAGCCACACGGAUUUAACUUUCUCUACAGAGCUGACUAAUGAUGAGCGGAAGCAAAUACAUCAGGCUGCCCAGAAGUAUGGUCUUAAGAGUAAGUCUCAUGGGGUGGGCCACGAUAGGUACCUGGUGGUAGGUAGAAAAAGACGGAAGGAGGAUUUACUAGACCAGCUCAAACAGGAAGGCCAAGUGAGGCAUUACGAGCGUGUGAUGCCUCAAGCAAAUUGA
This is a messenger RNA of Mesoplodon densirostris (Blainville's beaked whale), 2361 nucleotides long. RefSeq names its product NF-kappa-B-repressing factor-like. Gene Ontology annotation, cellular component: nucleolus; nucleoplasm. The record is from RefSeq and is a predicted model, not a curated record. Gene Ontology annotation, biological process: negative regulation of DNA-templated transcription. Lineage: Eukaryota; Metazoa; Chordata; Mammalia; Artiodactyla; Ziphiidae. Gene Ontology annotation, molecular function: RNA polymerase II cis-regulatory region sequence-specific DNA binding.